ACAGCGUCAUCUUCACCCCCUCCAGGGUCACUCGUGGACCUGGGCAGCAUGGUGCCCUCUGGCCAGGCAGUGGAGAAGCAGGUGCCCGUGGAGGCCGAGCUAGGCCACGAGCUCCGGUCCUGGCGCUGCCUGGUGUUCUACCUCUGCUUCUACGGCUUCAUGGCGCAAAUGCGGCCUGGCGAGAGCUUCAUCACACCCUACCUUCUGGGGCCCGACAAGAACUUCACGAAGGAGCAGGUCACCAACGAGAUCACGCCGGUGCUGUCCUACUCCUACAUGGUGGUGCUGGUGCCCGUCUUUCUCCUCACCGACUACCUGCGCUACAAGCCAGUGCUGGUGCUGCAGGGCCUGAGCUUCGUGUCCGUGUGGCUGCUGUUACUACUGGGCCGCUCGGUGCUGCACAUGCAGGUCAUGGAGCUCUUCUAUAGCAUCACCAUGGCUGCACGCAUCGCCUACUCCUCCUACAUCUUCUCCCUUGUGCGCCCCGCGCGCUACCAGCGCAUGGCCAGCUACUCGCGCGCCGCCGUGCUGCUGGGCGUCUUCAUCAGCUCCGUGCUGGGCCAGCUGCUCGUCACCGCGGGCGGUAUCUCCUUCCCCACACUCAACUACAUCUCCCUGGCCUUCCUCCUCUUCAGCCUGGGCCUCGCGCUCUUCCUGAAGCGCCCCAAGCGCAGCCUCUUCUUCAACCGCCCUGCGCCCACGCCAGGGGCCGCGCCCGGCGAGCUGGACUGCAUGAACCCGGCACCCGGUGCCAUCACGUCCUUCGUUGCGGGCUUCCUGCAGGUGCGCUGGGCACUGUGGUCGAAGCUGGUCAUUGGGGGCGUCACGGCUUUGCAGGCGGGGCUGGUCUUCCUCAUGUACAGAACCCACAACAUCUGGCUGUGCUACGCGGCCUUCGUGGUCUUCCGCGGCUCCUACCAGUUCCUCGUGCCCAUCGCCACGUUUCAGAUUGCAUCUUCUCUGUCCAAAGAGCUCUGUGCCCUCUUCUUCGGGGUGAACACAUUUUUUGCCACCAUUCUCAAGACCGCAAUCACACUCAUUGUCUCGGACAAGCGGGGCCUGGGCUUCCCGGUCCACUCCCAGUUCCUUGUCUACUUCGUGUACUUACUGGUACUGUCCGCCAUCUACUUCUUGGGGGCCAUGCUGGAUGGCCUGAGGCACUUCCAGCAGGGCCUCCACCAGCCCUUGCCCCCGGCCGAGGAGCUGAGGAGCCCCAUGGAGGAGAAGACGGCACAGGCACUGAGCGUGCAGGACGGGGGCCCGGGCAGCCUGCAGCCCUUGGCUCUGCCGCUGCCCCCAGAGGACAGUGCAUGGACUGUGGAACCAGCCUCCAGGGAGCAGAGCCAGCUGCACGAGUCCAAGGCCUGUCUGGGCCCUGAUGUCACAGACUCGGCGCGUCCCCAGGCUGCCUAUCCUGGUGUCAGUAAGCUGGGUUUCUGGUGUUGUCUGAAUUCUAGUGUUCAGAAUGUGAACCAGGGACUCAUGGGGCCUUGGGUGCCUUUGCAGCGACACCAGGUGUGUCAUGGGCCACCUGCUUUAGCCCAGAGGGGGCCUCCAUUUGUCCCAACAGCUCUCAAGCACCCUGUCUUCAGCCUUACUCUUCCCCGCUGCUGGGGACAGUACCUGGUCAUGCUGACCCCGAGCCAGCCGUGUGGGCUUUGGUUGCCUGUCCCUUGCCUGAAAGAGACUGUGGUGGGGCUUCCCGUGGCCCCCACCUGCCUUCACCCCACUGGGGAGGCUCGAGGCAAAUCCUGCCUGUCCCUGAGGGCUGGCCAGGUGGCUCCAGGACAAGGGUGGGAGCCCAGAUUCACCAGGCCUGUUGCUAAACUGUGACAUUUCCAGUUGUCCCUAGGUGCUUGGGUUUUUGAACGGAGACUUUUUUUUUAACCGAUAAAACAAGGAACCACACCUGG
Messenger RNA from Galeopterus variegatus (Sunda flying lemur), 1913 nucleotides. RefSeq names its product solute carrier family 19 (folate transporter), member 1 (gene SLC19A1). Bases 49 to 1833 code for a protein of 594 amino acids. Lineage: Eukaryota; Metazoa; Chordata; Mammalia; Dermoptera; Cynocephalidae. Gene Ontology annotation, cellular component: plasma membrane; apical plasma membrane; basolateral plasma membrane. The record is from RefSeq and is a predicted model, not a curated record. Gene Ontology annotation, molecular function: folate:monoatomic anion antiporter activity; folic acid binding. The transcript is spliced from 6 exons. Gene Ontology annotation, biological process: folate transmembrane transport.